Populus trichocarpa (black cottonwood) is the source of this 1879-nucleotide messenger RNA. RefSeq names its product calmodulin calcium-dependent NAD kinase. The transcript has 8 exons. Bases 364 to 1722 code for a protein of 452 amino acids. The record is from RefSeq and is a predicted model, not a curated record. Gene Ontology annotation, molecular function: kinase activity; ATP binding. NCBI's taxonomy places the organism in Eukaryota, Viridiplantae, Streptophyta, Magnoliopsida, Malpighiales, Salicaceae.
AUGGCAGAUAAUGUUGUUUCCUGUCGUCACAACAUGAAAUCAAACAGAAAAUCUUCUUCCCUGGAAUUCUAAAACAUGCCGAAAGGUAAGUCUUAGAGGAAAAAAUCUGGUCGUCUUCUCAUCUCUAGUAACAUUGAUAACAAUCGCAUGAAACGUUUCUUUACUCCUGUCUCGAUAUUAUUCAUCAGAUUACACCAGCAAACAAACCUAUCUUAUCAUGGUGGCCUCUUCAAUAGGCUUGAUCAUAGCAGCUGUACAUUAUCGUCUCUGGAAGUUGAGGGAUCGAAAGAUCAUCCUACGCCUAAGACCAAUAGAGGCAGGCCAUGCUGAAAAGCUUGAGAGAUUUCCCCAUUAUCACGGCAAAUGGGGUUUGCAGAUAGGAGAGAAUGCCCACAUCUAUGUAGGUUGGCCGCCGAAUACAUCCGAGAUUGUGAUGGAUGUGAGGAGGACAUUUAUGCAUUCUUUUCUCAAGAACCUGACGCCGAUUCACUCUAUGUAAAGCUGGUAGAGGAGUUUGAGAGGUGCAUUCUUAGUUAUUUUGCAUUUCACUGGAGCCACGCUGAUCUUUUGAUUAGUCAGGUGUUGAAUUCUGAUCCGGAGCCCAAAAGGAAGCUCAAGCAAAUCGUCAUGGCAGCAACUAGGGAACGGACUUUUGAGAGGGUAGCAAAAGAUCUAAAGGUUGCUAGGGUGUUCAGUACAUUGGUGGAGGAAAUGAAAGCAAUGGGACUUGCAUCAAAUGAUGACUCACAAUGUACAGAGGUGAUGGCUCCAGUAGCUCACAGUAAUAGAAGUCCAGUCCUCCUCUUCAUGGGUGGUGGUAUGGGAGCUGGGAAGAGCACAGUGCUCAAGGACAUUCUCAAUGAGUCAUUCUGGGCAGGAGCAGCAGGGAAUGCAGUGGUUAUUGAGGCCGAUGCCUUCAAAGAAUCAGAUGUCAUCUAUAGAGCCCUAAGCUCUCGAGGACAUGUUGACAUGAUCCAUACGGCUGAACUGGUGCACCAAUCGUCUACAGAUGCAGCAUCUUCUCUCUUGGUGACAGCAUUGAAUGAAGGGCGGGAUGUAAUCAUGGAUGGUACUCUCUCCUGGGUACCAUUCGUUGUGCAGACAAUAACAAUGGCCCGAAAUGUCCACCGUCGUCGUUAUCGCAUGGGAGCAGGUUAUAAAGUAGGUACUGGUGGAGCUGUAACUGAGGAGUACUGGGAGAAGAUUGACGAAGAAGAACAAUCACUGCAAGAAGGAUCCAAAAGAAGAAAACCAUACAGGAUAGAGCUGGUUGGGGUCGUUUGUGAUGCUUAUUUAGCUGUUGUCAGAGGCAUAAGGAGAGCUAUAAUGUGUAGAAGAGCUGUUAGGGUGAAAUCACAACUGAAAUCCCACAAGAGAUUUGCAAAUGCAUUUCUGACAUACUGCCAUCUGGUUGACAAUGCCAGGCUUUAUUGCACCAAUGCCUUGGAAGGUCCACCUAAGUUGAUAGGAUGGAAAGACAGGGACAAGACUCUGCUGGUUGAUCCAGAUGAAAUAGACUGUUUAAAAAGAGUGGGCUGCUUGAACGAGGAAGCGGAGUCUAUUUAUGAACUAUACAAGUACCCUAAUCCAGCUUGUGAAGAUGGUUCAAUUUGGAAAGACAUUGUAUUAUCACCAUCAAGGUUAAACAUUCAAAGGGAGUUGAAGUACUCCAUCCAGAAAGUUGAAAGAUCAAAUGACAUGUUCAGAGUAGGGGGAGGAUGAAGUUCCAAGCUUCUUAAAAAACUCAAGGCCCAAAAGAUUGAAGCUGAAGAAAGUGUCUAAUUCCUUGCUAUGUUUACAGCCGACGAAAAUAUAACAUAGGGUUGUCAAAAUAUGAUUGAGCUGAUGUGUAAAAAUCCCCCCUCCCUCUCUCUCUGUU